GCUGUGUCUUUAUUUUCUUGUACAGGUUUGCAAUGGAAUGAUCUUCAAUCACGAUGAACCUUAGAUGGUUUGACUGCUCGGAUUGCGGUGGUCCAUUACAUUGUGGCAUGCAAUGCAGUGCACUUGUAGCAAAUGAUGUUGGAGGAUAUCCUGUAUGCACCACCAUUGGCCAUGCGUCUGGCGUCAACAUUAGUAUUGCCGAUAAAAAGAAUCCUCAUAGUGGUGUAAUUGUUAAGAUGUCUAGUGUUAACCAAGAGGUUGAUGACAAGAAGGUCAACAGCUCACUUACUGUAACAGUCUUAUGUGACUAUAGUGGAGCACAAGGACCACAUAUUUUGGAGAGAUCAGGAGCUUGUGACUAUGCUACAGUGCUGAGGCAUCCCUCUGGAUGUGCCAAAGUUGUAUACAUUCAUGGCAGAGGAUGGGGUUGGUUUGGUAUUUUCGUGAUACUAAUGUUCUCUCUCUUAGGAGGGUAUCUCUUAGCUGGUACAGUGUAUCGAUAUUUUGUGCUUGGAGUUCACGGAAUAGAUGCAAUUCCAAAUUUGGAGUUCUGGGCUAAUUUACCUCACAGGACACAGAGUUUCUUUGCUUCUCAAGGGCAGAAAUUCCGGUGACCGUCUGAAGGCUCUCGAAGCUCAUAUUCUCCCGUCAACUUUUGAGGAACCACGUCUUUCGACAGUACUUGAUUGGCUAAUAAAUUUUGGCUCCCUCGAUUCCACAUUGCAUAGUGAGUUCCAAGUC
This is a messenger RNA of Punica granatum (pomegranate), 741 nucleotides long. Lineage: Eukaryota; Viridiplantae; Streptophyta; Magnoliopsida; Myrtales; Lythraceae. The record is from RefSeq and is a predicted model, not a curated record.